Molecule: messenger RNA, 564 nt
Organism: Candida tropicalis MYA-3404
Lineage: Eukaryota; Fungi; Ascomycota; Pichiomycetes; Serinales; Debaryomycetaceae
Exons: 1
Coding region: 1-564 (187 amino acids)
Biological process (GO): 'de novo' protein folding; budding cell apical bud growth
Cellular component (GO): endoplasmic reticulum; endoplasmic reticulum membrane
Source: RefSeq, a predicted model, not a curated record
AUGUUGGUUUUUGUUUUAUUAUUUUCAGUAUUAUUAUAUCUGAGAUGUAUUUCCGCGAUUCAAGGAACAUGGCAAAGUCAAAGCGGAAAAGUAAUUACUGGGGAAACAUUUUUUGAUCCUAAACGGGAAUUACUUUUUGAACCCAAAUUACCAGGGAUUAGUUAUUCAUUUGAUAAUAAAGGACAUUUUGAACUGGCUCAAUAUAUAAUUUUACCUAAUAAUAAAGAUCAUAAUUGUCCUCAAGCUAUACUUAGAUGGCAACAUGGAAAAUACCAUUUUCAUAAAGGUAAAUUAAUUCUUAAACCAAUUGAAAAUGAUGGUCGACAAUUAAUUAGUGAUCCUUGUUCAGAUAAUGGGAAAUCGGAAUAUAAACGAUAUUUUGAAGGAGAAACAUUAGAAGUUGAUAUUAGUUAUGAUGAGAUUUUUCAAAAUUAUAAAUUGAUUCUUGUUGAUUAUUUAACGGGGAAAAAGAAACAGCCGAUGUGGCUAACUCUGAAUAAUGCUACAAUGUUGCCUACCGGAACUAUAACUUCAAAAAAGAAAAAGUAUAUCAAGAAGGAAUAA